AUUAUUUAUUAUAUAUGUAUGUGUACCUAUGUAUGUGUGUGUGUGUGUGUGUAUGUGUGUGUGUCAAUGUAUGUGAGCCCAUAUAUUUAUUGACGGAGUUAAAGUACUCACGAUUCAUGACACAUUAUUCACAUCUUAGUGGCAUUGGUGAUACAUAUAUAAUGACGAAUCUGUAUCAUGCCAAGAGAAAGAAGAAAGAGACGGAUGUUAGAGAAAGCGAGUCAGGAUAUCUAGCGAUGAGGAAUACAUAAUGAGAAAUUAGCAAUAAAGAUGAAGAAAUGAGGCUAUUCGAACGAGCGCGCAACGACGCGACGAAGAAGAGAUGCCUAAGAUGAAAGAUAUAAUUUAAUCCUCGUUUCUUCAUUUACUUCUUCUUCUUCCAUUCUACCACUUAAUUUCUCGUAUAUAACGAUUUUGAGCGUGUAAUUGGUUUAACGGCAACGUUCGUCGGGGAAUCGUUAAAAAGCCACGUGUCUUGGGCUCCAAUAUUUACAUCGACUUCUCUCUCUCUCUCUCUCUUUCUUAAAGAUUGAAAUAACUAUACCUAAGAAAAAGAAGAAAAAAAAAAAAAGACGACGAUCCUAUUUGUCGUCUAUCAAUCUCUUUGCUGUCACCGAUAAACGUAUAAUUUAUUUGGCAAUCAAAGAAAUUCCUUGAGAAAGCUGUCGUAUAUAUUUUUAAUUAAUUACAAUUUGCAUGAAUUAAAAUGUCCCACCGUGAUGACAUAAUCGAAUAAUCGAAGAUAUAUAGACCUAACCUUGGAACUUUUGAUAGAAAAUUAUUCAAGUGUAUUUUUUUUGCUUUUAGAUAGAAAGAAAGAAAGAAAAAAAAAAGAGAGAAAAAAAGGGGGAGAAAAUUUUUCUUGAAAAACCUUUUGAAAAAUUUCAGUCUCUCGCUCUGGUCAAACGUACUGAAAAGAAAGAAUCAUAACAGAUUGGGAUAAGAUGAAAACGUCAAUACCAAAGAUGUCAGCCAUGAUAACCUCCGCGAUCAGACAACUCCGCCAAUCUCAAGGUUCGACGUCCAAGGAAAUCAUGAAUUAUAUAAUCUCCCGGUACAACUUGGAAUCUCCUAUACAGCGACAGAUGCAGGCCGCCCUAAAACGUGGCUUGAACAGUGGUAUAUUGGAUAAAAAUCGUGGCCACUAUAAAUUGAAUGGAAUAGCGGAAUACGUUUUGCAAAUGGGAAGAGAUGAGCUAGGAGAGAAACCCGGAAAGAGACGAGCUAAGAAACAACAUCGUAGGGAGAAGGUAAAGAAGAGAAAAUAUAGAAGUGUUCGAAGGAGCAAAGACAGAAGUAAUACUAGGAGCACGAUCGGGACAUCCGGGGAAAUGUGCAGGUGCAUUGCUAAGAGAGCAAAGAACGUGUACACUUUGGAAAGCGACAUUCCAGUCGAACGACAGGAACAACGUCAGAAAGAUGUUAUAUGUUGUUUCAAGAAGAACUGGAAGGAGAAAUGCGAUAACGAGAGUACCGAUCAAAGUCGAUCUACCCUUGAAAGUGAUCCAGGGUUUACCGACGAUCAAGAGAAGAUAUAAAAAUUGUGAUCUUUACGAUCUUCACGAUCCUGUCCGUUAUUACAAAUUAUUUUUACAAUUUUCAAUAUUCCUCGUAACGUCGUCCCGUUUGAUAAUAAAUGUCAAAUCAUACAUAAAUUUCGUGCCGCGUUGCAUAAAGGCAACCCAUUCGUAUUUACGUUUUCC
This is a messenger RNA of Vespa velutina, 1703 nucleotides long. RefSeq lists its product as uncharacterized. Gene Ontology annotation, cellular component: nucleosome. The coding region runs from base 945 to 1538 and encodes 197 amino acids. Gene Ontology annotation, molecular function: DNA binding. The transcript has 2 exons. Gene Ontology annotation, biological process: nucleosome assembly. The record is from RefSeq and is a predicted model, not a curated record. Lineage: Eukaryota; Metazoa; Arthropoda; Insecta; Hymenoptera; Vespidae.